Molecule: messenger RNA, 2601 nt
Organism: Symbiodinium natans
Lineage: Eukaryota; Dinophyceae; Suessiales; Symbiodiniaceae
Source: the annotation of a GenBank genome assembly
AUGAGCAGGCCUCCAGCAACAUGGCGCAAGGUCGGGCGCGCGCUGGUGCUACUGGCGCUCUUCUUGGUGUGUCUGCCAGAGCCUAAGACCAGCGCUUUGAACAGUGUUACAAGUGUUCCCGAGCAGCUUCAGGCGAGCAACGCAGACGGCGCGGGCUUUGCUUGGAGCGGGGGCCGUGCAGUUUCCAAGGUGGGAUGUGAUGUAUGGCAUGGAACGCCGAAGAUCCGCAAACCAGAGCGAGGUCGGUUCCUCCGGGAAAAUGGGCACAGAACUUGCUGGUCGCACGCAGGGCCAAGGGGCCUCUGCAACCUCGUGAAGACGAACAUAAGGAUCAGUCCAUGUUGGGAGGCCACCUCAGAAAAGGAUCAGGAUGAGGUGGAAGAGGCCAAAGGAAGCUUCGAUCAGGCCGACUGGCUAGACAAGACAGCUGAAGAGAUCCGGUGGUUUGGAGCUGAGGAGGUCGGUUAUUGGAUCAGAGCGGUCUUGGAAGAGGCGAGCUACGACAACGACGAAGACGAGGAGGUUGUGCAGGAGAUUACAAAUACUCUGAAGGUCGAAAGUGUCAAAGGCCGCGCGCUGUUGCUGUUGACUUCGGACGACAUGAAAGACAUGAAGAUUCCCGUGGGGCCGCGCAAAGUCCUGGAAAAUCGCAUCGCUGCCGUGUCAAAGGCGACAGCCAAGGACUGGUGCAGCAGGCUGCUCCAGAAGAAGCUUACGUUCGGGCACGGCACCCCGCUACUUUCCACAAUCGGAUUCGAUUGGGACUAUUGCGGCAAGGAAGACCUGGCUAAAGACAUGCGGGCCUCCGUUCAGAAGCUGCAUGAGGCAAAGGGGCGCGGCGGGGACAAGCAGGCUCAUCCCUUGUUUAUCGCGUUCGCCGGCCCCGGCCAAGGCAAGUCCCGACUGCUCUCAGAGUUCCCGGGCCUGGUGGCGGAGUGUCUCAAAGAUCUCAAAAACCGCAGGUUCAGUGACGAGCCGCUCGCCUUUCUCCUCACCUGCGAGAACGGCCUGGGGCCUGGGGACUGGGGCACAGAGGAGCUCAACGCCCGGCGCUUCGUGGCGUGCCGCAUGCUCUGGCAGCUGCGAGACGCCAAUCAGGAGGCAUUCGACGAUGCAGGCGCCCCCACCAACUUCGCAAAAUUCCGGGCUGGGUGUGAUGCUGACCUCGUUCCAGAAGAUGUCUUUGGAUUGGUUUUGCCUCCUGACCAGAGAAGCUUAGCCACAGUGGUGAUGGGCGUGGAUGGCAUGCAAAACCUGCCGGGAUUCCCCCAGCGUGGCGAGGAAACAGGCAAGCGGGCGCCUUUCUACCAAGUGAUGCGGGAGGUCUGCCGCCUCGUGAACCAGGACACUCCCCCAUUUGUUGUGGCGUGCGUAACAGCGACGCAGAGUGUGUCUCAGUCCCUGGCUGACAGCUCACAAGCCCGCACGUACUUGAAGCUGCCGCGAGUGACGGCAGUCACCAGGAAGAACCGCACUGUCCUACCCCCAGAUGAUUUAAUUCAGCUCUUGACAGUGGACAUGGGCGGGCAUGGCAGGGCCCUGGAAGGCCUUGAGGAGGCCUUGAAUGAUUGGCAGAGCAUGAGCGCAAGUGCUCUUGUAGGUGCAGUCAUUUCGAAGUUGUAUGAAAAGUACCCCGAUGCUGUAAACUUUGCCGGCGCGAAAGCUUCGGAUGUGCUGGAUUUGCUGCGAGCAUCCCUUUCAGGAAAAGUGUUGGGUCAAAACCAGACCAUUGGCGGUCUAGAUCCUACGAAGACGGAGUUGGUGCGAGUCGUGUAUCUUGACAAGCUUUUUUACGAGUAUCGCAUCGACAUUCCCUACAUCUGGCUGCAGGUGAUGCUCUCGCAACAGAGGCUCACUCCAGACUUGGACCCAUGGAAACUCCUGGACUACGGCUUCUUUGAGAGGCCAGCAACGCGAACUUGGCAAGCCUGGGAGCUGUUUAACGCCGACUUCCGUGUGUUGCGCUCUUGCAGCUUUGAAGACGGACAAGCAGUCAAAAUUGGCUUAUUACACAGAGGUGCCAUCAUCCGACCUCGUGGCUUCGAGCACCAAGAGGUCCGCAACCGGCACCUGACACUUGCAAAAGCGAAAAGCAGGCUGUCAUCCAAGUCAUCGUGUUGCGGCCAUCCCAAACCAAACAGCACAUCGAGCGACACCAACCUUGCCAACGGCCUGAAAAAGUUCCAAUGCCGCGUCACCUUAGCCGGCAAAGACGUUGUUGUGUCGAUGGCCGACAAAACCACACUGGUGGUAAACGGUGCCGGAGCUCCCGCUGCCGAUGCGUUUCUCAUGCUGGGCGAACGGACAGCCGGCAACGAGCAGCUUAUCUCGGAAUGCCUGCAGUUUAAGAUGGGCUCAAGCAUCGUCAAGGCGACCGAGGAGCGCCACAAAGCCUGCGACAACAACGACAUCCUGGUGCUGCUUCUGAAUAGGGCUGAGAACUCACCCGAAUCCCAGGACAGACUGGUUUUUGUUUCUGCCGAACAAUUUGAGGAGUACUUUGGCUUGUAUGCCGGCCGUGCGUUUCUGCUGAAGGAUGUCAAAAUUGCGCAGGAUCCAUGCGUGAAAGUGCCUUUGUGUCCGGCGCACUUGCUGAGUUGA